UGCAUUCAGGAUUUACAGAGGAGAGACAAAGACAGGAAGUAUGCAGAUUCAUUUAGCACUGAAGAUGUUGGUGGUGUUAGCGGUGGUGCUGCUGGCCCGCGGUGUGAGUGAGGCUCGGACGCUGAGCAAGUGUGAACUGAGGGAUCGGCUGAACACAACCCUGCCUGCAGAUGUGCUGGACUAUAUCGGCGAGUUGGCCAAACUUGUGUGCUUUGUGGAAAUGAGCUCUGGCUUUGACACCGCAAAGAGCCAUAAUAUCUCUGUUCCCGAGCUCUAUGGUACCAGUGAUGAAAGAUGUGAUGGUGAAUACCAGAGCAACACCACACACGGGUCGAGCAGCGAGGAGUCCGACGAAGACGAAGACGAGACAACUGAGCCCACCCUCACUACCAGUGCAGUCAACACAGCCAUCAGCCCCGGAGGACGAGCGUCCCACCACAACCGCAGGGCCAGGUCUGUGCAAAGGACGAGCUCUAGUGAAGAGGACGAUGAGGCUGAAGAGGAUGAUGAAGACGAUGAACGUGAUACCAGCGUCAGCAUCUCUCCUGCAGUCAACGUCUCUGCUACAUUACCUCCCCGAACCACCGGUACCCCCUUUAACAUUUCAACCUCCGCUGCUGUUCAUCGGAGACGCCGGUCUGCACACCAUGAGAAACCCAAGAACACUGAGGAGUGGAAGCUCUACGGUUUGUUCCAGUUGCCGGAUCACAUCGCCUGCUCUUCAGGAAGUCAGCAGUCACUCAACCUUUGCAAUAUGACCUGCAAUAGGCUGCUAGAUGAUGACAUCAGUGAUGACAUUACUUGUGUUGGGAUUGUCAUAAGAAAAAUGUUCAGCCUAUCAAAUGAGCAAUCUGAAGAGUAUGUCCAGGAACAGUAUCCUGCUAUCCCCCCAGAGUGUUGGGGUGUGAAGGACAGCCAGUAUUUCUCUAUCUGUUGA
This is a messenger RNA of Electrophorus electricus (electric eel), 937 nucleotides long. RefSeq lists its product as uncharacterized. Gene Ontology annotation, molecular function: lysozyme activity. NCBI's taxonomy places the organism in Eukaryota, Metazoa, Chordata, Actinopteri, Gymnotiformes, Gymnotidae. The record is from RefSeq and is a predicted model, not a curated record.